AUGGAGGGUAUCACCAAGUUUAAAGAUGCAGCAGGCCAAGCCGUUUGUCCGCAUUCUGCAGCUGAGGGUGGCGUUGGAACCAGCGACAUCACGGCACAAUUCUUCAACUGCAGGGAGGCCUGGAAGAAGGAAGCGUCCCCUGACUUUGAAGGAGACGACCAUCAGGAGGACGAGCCGGCGGUGGCAUUGCCAGCAAGGCCUAGAAACAAAGGGCCUGCGGCUGGACACAAACCUCAACCUGCUGAACGAGUGGGGGAAGGAGGAGUAGAGUCUUCGGGUGACAAAGCUCCACAUGGUGAACGAGCCGAGGCGGGGGCAGAGGAUGAAAAGGAGGGACAACCGUGGGUCCCAGAGAGGGUCAAGAAAGCCCUUGCCAAGAGCGGCACGUUCGACGAGUUCCGCAAGAACAGACCAUUCAGGUACCUCCACAUGUUCUCUGGCGAGACGGACCAGUUGGGCAUCUCCAUAAGAGCUGAAGCCUCCAAAGCCAGGCUGGAGGUGUACCUGGAGUCAUUGGACAGAAAGAAAGACGCAGAGCUGGAUUUGACCAGCCCGGCACUAUAUGAUGAAAUCGAGAAAUCGGUGCUGGAGGGCGAGUGGGAUGGAUAUCACAGUGGGUUCCCAUGUGCAUCCUUCUCAAGGGUGCGCUGGAGGGACUCGCCAGGUGGGAAGUUGCCUGUGAGGAGCGCUGACCACAUCUAUGGGCUCCCAGGCAACACCCCCAGCCAGCAGAGAGAAGCUGAUGAAGGAACAUUGAUGGCCACCAGGUCACGAGAAGCAGGUGAAGACAUUCAGGCGCUGAGCCGUGCCAGAAGUGUCUGCCUUCUGCUUUAUGAUGAGUGCAAGGCGAGAAGAAGUGCCUUCCGGGAAACGUUGAUGUACUUCUUCCAGGGUGAGGACUUUGACGAAGCCUUUGGACACGUAUCUGUCCACUUCAAUCGUGGCCUCUUCCUUCUGAGACUCUACCGACUCAUAGUUUUUCAGCGUAGCGAGCUCUCCCAUGUCCAUUUUGGUGCUCAGGGGCUCGUCUGCCACGCGGGGAAAGAUGUCUGA
Cladocopium goreaui is the source of this 1053-nucleotide messenger RNA. The record is from the annotation of a GenBank genome assembly. NCBI's taxonomy places the organism in Eukaryota, Dinophyceae, Suessiales, Symbiodiniaceae.